AUGCGUAAAGCCCAUCUUUUGUGGCUGCUAGCCACGGGCGCUGGUACCAACGCCCAAGUCCAUAUGCAGUGGACGACCGACCAAGGUGCCGGAGUUAGCCCGUCGAUAAUCGGCCCCGAUGGUCCUUGGCAGGGCGUUAUCGUAAAUGUCAACGGACAGGACACGGCAGUAUACCCUAGCGGCUCAGAUGCCUCUCAACUGCUUACACCCGAGGUCAAAGGCUUGUACAAGCCCGCGGAUUCGAAAACCGCCGUCAAGACAGGGUCUCAUAGAGGCAAUGCCGACCCAUGGUUCAGCAGCGUAUAUCUCAAUGGAGGUUUCUUUGGAUUCGAAUAUUACGACACCAUGACUUUGAAAACAGGACCUGGUGGCGUCGAUAGCCUCAAAGUGAAUGCCAGUAUCAUCGCCGCGGACGAUUGGCAAGAGCAAAAUGAAGGCAAUGCGUCAAGCUACAUGUCAAAUACCGGAUUGCUAGGCCUCGGAUCCAUCAAGACAUCAGCCCACCGCGAAGACGAUAACCGAAGUUCUCUUCUUCAGCAGUUGAAAACGGCGGGAAAAAUCGACCGGUUGGCCUUUGGGCUACAUCUAGGUAGCGUGGCGCAGAACAUCUCUGGCUCGCUCAUCCUGGGCGGUUAUGAGCAAAACAGAGUGCUCGGUCCCGUCGGCUCAUUUGGGAUAACUGAAGGGGUCCCGCUGGUGUUCCUUCGCGAUGUGGUCAUGGGUGUCGAAAAGGGCAACUUCUCAUCCUUUCCAGCGUCCCCGUCUGCAAGCCACUGGGUCAAUCCUACAGAAACAGGCCAACAAAUCGCCAAAAACGUAGGUGCUGCAGGUUCGGCUGUGGUGAUUCCCAACCCGGCUUCGCCGUACAUUUAUCUCCCUCCAGGUAUUUGCGAAGGAAUUGCGAACAACUUAGGCUUGACCUACCGAAAAGACAUUGGCCUUUAUCUUUGGAACUCGAGUCGCCCUGGCUCGGUCUCUGAUUUUGUCAACUCCCCGUCCUACCUCGCAUUCGUCUUUGCGGACAAGACUGCAACCAAUAUUACCGUCAAAGUCCCUUUCAAGCUUCUCAAUUUGACACUGGAGCCCCCUCUUGUGACCGAAAAGGUCAACUACUUCCCCUGCAAGUCUAUUGACACCGAAUACGGCUUUUGGCAGCUGGGUCGCGCAUUCUUACAGGCGGCUUUCCUGGGUGUAGACUAUGAUAACGACAGCCUGUACUUGGCUCAAGCUCCGGGGCCUGCUUUGGAGCCAAGUGUUGUACAAAAAUUCGACAACGAGGCCAUCAAGAGCAACCCGUCCUCGUCAUUCGCGAGCACAUGGAGUACCUCAUGGACUGAAGCUUCCAACAACAGUGCCAGUGAUCCAGUGAAGAAGGACAACGCCAUGAGGACCGGAGGGAACGUGGGAGUUGCCGUCGCUGUAGUCGUAUUUGUCGUUGCGGCGCUCCUUCAGUAA
This is a messenger RNA of Colletotrichum truncatum, 1455 nucleotides long. RefSeq lists its product as uncharacterized. The record is from RefSeq and is a predicted model, not a curated record. NCBI's taxonomy places the organism in Eukaryota, Fungi, Ascomycota, Sordariomycetes, Glomerellales, Glomerellaceae.